Messenger RNA from Ctenocephalides felis (cat flea), 1140 nucleotides. RefSeq names its product D-beta-hydroxybutyrate dehydrogenase, mitochondrial-like. The record is from RefSeq and is a predicted model, not a curated record. The transcript is spliced from 4 exons. The coding region runs from base 17 to 1084 and encodes 355 amino acids. Lineage: Eukaryota; Metazoa; Arthropoda; Insecta; Siphonaptera; Pulicidae.
AUAUUUGGCAUUCGAGAUGGAUGGCCAAACUGGCUUAGUGCUGGCCUUGCAGCUGAUAGCACUGUGUUCCAUAGCUGGAGCCCUUUUGCUGUAUCUAUUAUGCAAAGUUCGAGGUGGUUCCAUAAAUGGCACCACACAGGCACCACCAGUUGUCAUGGCCACAGGCGGCGGCGCUGCGGUUCUGGUUACAUCGGCUGACACUGCGUUAGGAUUACAGAUAUCAACGCACUUAGCAUCGCGUGGCUACAAAGUAUUUGCAGGAUUGAAAGAUCCGGUCGACAGCGUCGCUGCGAAACUAUUGCGAAAUUGGCUCAAAGCUAGGGAAAUGGAAAUGGAAAACAGCGUCAAUCCUAACCCGAGUACCACGGGUACCAUCAUACCCUUGCACAUAGACGUAACCAGGGAAGACGUCUUAAGGGAAUCAUCUGAUUGCGUUGCAGGACAUUUGCCUGCUGGUGAACGAGGCAUCAGGGGAGUCAUCAACACGGCUGGAGUCGUUCACAAGGGACGAGUAGAACAUCAGGACACCGUUCUUUGGGAAAAUAUGCUCAGGACAAAUGUAUUAGGUUGUGUUCGAGCAGCCCGAGUAUUCACCCAACUCCUGCGUCCAACCAGAGGUCGUUUCCUGACCAUAGGAGGAACUCCAACCAUCUCUCACCCUCAACCCUUACCCAGCGACCUGCAACAAGGUGAAGGCCUCGUGGUCUACAGUGCUUGUCUACGAGCCAUCGAAGGUCUCACCAACUCCCUUCGAUCCGAACUGGGACCUUGUGGAGUAGAUGUCAUCCAACUGAGACCAGACUACAUAAAAGCUGAAAAAUUAUAUGGUCUUCCUCAAAGGAAUAAUGUGGUGGAGAACAGAGCUGGUGAGCAACCAGUGGCUCAGUACACUGCCAGUGUUUUGGGGCCGAAUGGUUUGAGGAAUAUUGAGAGGGCUUUAUGCGAUUUGAGACCUCAGGAGUUUUAUUCUUUGGCGGAGAACAAGAAGAAUAAUCUUCUUAUGUGGGGAGGUCUGAAAAGCCCUUGGGGUCGCAAGACAAAAAAGAAUGAACAGGGUACUGAAGCGCCAACGAUUAGUGUUUAAGGUUAAAAACUAAGGUUAAGUUUUUUGCAUAGUGUGAAAAAUUUCAUUUGAAAAAU